Molecule: messenger RNA, 1709 nt
Organism: Raphanus sativus (radish)
Lineage: Eukaryota; Viridiplantae; Streptophyta; Magnoliopsida; Brassicales; Brassicaceae
Product: alkane hydroxylase MAH1
Exons: 1
Coding region: 57-1559 (500 amino acids)
Molecular function (GO): oxidoreductase activity, acting on paired donors, with incorporation or reduction of molecular oxygen; monooxygenase activity; heme binding
Source: RefSeq, a predicted model, not a curated record
AUAAUCAAAUAAACCCAUAACAAUAUUAUCAUUGGAGUUCCUAACAACAUUAUCAGAUGGCUUCACUAAGCUUGCUUGAAGCUUCCGUAGCCAUUCUUUGUUUUCUCAUCUUCCAUCACUUGCUCUUCAAGAAACCUCAUGACUGGUUCCUUAAAAACUGGCCAGUUCUUGGGAUGCUUCCAGGUUUCCUCAUGGUCCUCCACCGCAUCUACGACUAUAGCGUGGAGGUUCUCGAGAACACCAACUUAACAUUCCCAUUCAAGGGACCGUGGUUCACAGGAAUGGAUAUAUUAGUCACGGUUGAUCCAGCUGACAUCCACUACAUAUUAAGCUCAAACUUCUCCAACUACACCAAGGGAGCUGACUUCAAGGAAGUCUUUGACAUUUUCGGAGAAAUGAUCUUUAACACGGACGGAGAGCUGUGGAAGAAUCAAAGAAGAGCUGCUCAGUAUAUGCUUAACCACCAAGGGUUUCAAAAGCUUUCCAUGAGUGCAACAAGAACUAAACUCAACAACGGUCUUGUUCCUCUUUUCGAUCAUUUUUCAAAGGAGGAGAUGACCGUUGAUUUGCAAAACGUGUUUCAACGUUUCACGUUUGAUACAACUUUUGUUCUUGUAACCGGGUUUGAUCCUAAAACCCUCUCUAUUGGAAUGCCUGAAGACGAGUAUGCUAAAGCCCUUGACCUUCUUGGAGACGGGAUUUUCUUUAGGCAUGUUAUACCAAAGUUCUUGUGGAAGCUUCAAAAGUGUAUUGGGGUUGGACAAGAGAAGAGGACGAUGGAAGCUGGUGCCACUUUUGAUCGUGUUUCCGGGAAAUAUAUAUUAGCUAAGAGAAGAGAGGUACGAUCAAAAGGUACACAUGAUCAACAUGGUGAAUGUCAAGAGGAUCUUUUGACAUCUCACAUGAAGCUUGAUGCAACUAAGUACGAGCUCUUGAACCCUAAUGAUGAUAAGUUCCUUAGAGACACUGUCUUGGCUUUCAAUCUAGCUGGGAGGGACACAAUGGCUUCAGCUCUCUCUUGGUUCUUCUGCCUUUUAUCUGAAAACCCUCGUGUAGUUACCAAGAUUCGCCAAGAGGUAAAUCUUCAUGGCCAAGACAACUUAGAGAGGUUGGUGUAUUUACAAGCUGCGUUGUAUGAAUCAAUGAGGCUUUAUCCACCAGUUCCCUUCCAACGCAAGUCUCCUAUAAAACCAGACUUGCUUCCAAGUGGGCAUAAAGUGGACGCAAACUCAACCAUCAUGAUAUUUCUUUACGCGUUGGGGAGGAUGAGAGCGGUCUGGGGAGAAGACGCAAUGGAGUUCAAGCCAGAGAGAUGGGUUUCACAGUCAGGUUGCUUGAGACAUGAGCCUUCCUUCAAGUUCUUAUCGUUUAAUGCCGGUGCAAGAACAUGUCCUGGUAAGCAAUUAGCUCUGACUCUGAUGAAGAAAGUGGCCGUGGAGAUAAUACAGAACUACGAUAUUAAGGUCAUCAAAGGACAAAAGAUUGAGCCAGAUCCUGGUCUCAUAUUGUACAUGAAGCGUGGCCUUAAAGUCACAAUUACUAAGAGAUGUUCAGCUUGAAAUUAAUUAUGUAAGCCCAUUUCCUUACUUAAACCCCUUUUCCGAUGUAGUAAAAAAAUCUAUCACUAAAUAAUGGUAUGAAGUAUGGUUUCUUAUAGUAAAGCCUUUGUAUUCUAUUUAAUUAUAAUGAAAUGAAGCACUGGAAAAUAA